GGUGCACGAUGUUGCGGCCAAUGUACUUGGUCAGCUUCUCGAACAGCACCUUUGUCUCGUCGUCAGUCAGGGGUCUCAUUGUGGUGGAAUUGGAGGGGGUUGGGAGGAAAGUACAGAAGCAAGCGAAAAGGGGCGAGGACGGUGCUGGGGAAAGCCUGCUGGCACUACUGGUGCGCUUAGAAUUGAAAAACUUUCGGCAAAAAAAAGUGAUGGUUGCUGGGCCUGAUAAAAUCACCAGAGCAAUCACGCCGAAUUAGAUUUUAUAUGAAUCGUACUCUUUCCGCCUGAUCGCAGCGUGUGCUUUUCGAUGCGACAAGAGCGCCAGUGUAUUUGGCGCGCGCAGGCAGACAGGCGCUGGGUCACCCUCUUUUCAGCAUUAUCCUUUCCGGAACGAAAUUAAACUCGAAAAAUGCCGACCCGUUUUAGCCACAAUCGCAAGCUGCGUGGACACGUCUCUGCCGGUCACGGUCGUAUUGGCAAGCACCGCAAGCACUCUGGUGGUCGCGGUAUGGCUGGUGGUCAGCACCACAACCGCAUCCACAUGGACAAGUACCAUCCGGGUUACUUCGGUAAGGUCGGUAUGCGCUACUUCCACAAGACGCAGAACAAGCUGUGGCGCCCGGUCAUCAACGUUGACAAGCUGUGGACUCUUGUCGAUGGCGAGUCCAAGGCCCAGGUUGCCGCCAACAAGGAGCUCGCUCCGGUUGUCGAUGUUCUGCGCGGCGGCUACGCCAAGGUCCUGGCCAACGGUCGCCUGCCCAGCAAGCCCAUCAUCGUCAAGGCCCGCUACGUCUCGCGUCUGGCUGAGAAGAAGAUCAAGGCCACCGGCGGUGCUGUCGUGCUCUCGGCUUAAAGCGCGUUUCUAAUUGCUUCUCAACAAUAAAAUGCACUUUAUUCAA
Molecule: messenger RNA, 899 nt
Organism: Linderina pennispora
Lineage: Eukaryota; Fungi; Kickxellomycota; Kickxellomycetes; Kickxellales; Kickxellaceae
Product: 60S ribosomal protein L27a
Exons: 2
Coding region: 410-853 (147 amino acids)
Biological process (GO): translation
Cellular component (GO): ribosome; cytosolic large ribosomal subunit
Molecular function (GO): structural constituent of ribosome
Source: RefSeq, a predicted model, not a curated record